Protomyces lactucae-debilis is the source of this 747-nucleotide messenger RNA. RefSeq names its product glutathione S-transferase. NCBI's taxonomy places the organism in Eukaryota, Fungi, Ascomycota, Taphrinomycetes, Taphrinales, Protomycetaceae. The coding region runs from base 1 to 747 and encodes 248 amino acids. The record is from RefSeq and is a predicted model, not a curated record. The transcript has 3 exons.
AUGUCCAUCGAGCUCCUGACUGCACCAACGCCUAACGGCCAUAAGAUCAGCAUUCUGCUGGAAGAGCUGGGUCUCGAGUAUACCGUGAAGAACAUCUCGUUCAACAAGAAUGAGCAGAAAUCCGAAGAAUUCCUCGGCAAAUUUCAGUGCAAGAACGGCAGGAUCCCGGGCAUUGUAGACAAGACGGAGGGUGCCAACAACUACGGCGUCACUGAGUCUGGUGCCAUUAUGAUCUAUUUGACCGACAAGUAUGACAAGGACAACAAGCUCAGCUUUAGCUAUGGCACGACGGAGUACUGGGAUGUGGUGCAGUGGAUGUUCUUUAUGAACGCUGGUCUCGGUCCUAUGCAAGGUCAAGCCAACCAUUUCUUCCGAUACGCACCGGAAAAGAUUCAAUACGGUAUCACGCGCUAUCAGAAUGAGACGCGUCGUCUGUAUGGCGUGCUUGAACAGCGUCUCAAGGAGACUGGCGACUGGCUUGUCGGUGGCAAGUACACCAUUGCAGACAUUGCAAACUUCUCUUGGGUCAAUAUGGCCUUUUGGGCUGGCGUUGAUGUUGAAGAGUUCCCCAAUGUUGUCAAGUGGACAGAACGCAUUGAAGCUCGACCUGCAACGAAGAAGGGACUGGAUGUGCCCACCGAGUUCACACUCAAGGAGAAGUACAAGAACGACCCCAAGUCGGUUGAGGAACAUGCCGCACGCAGCGCAGCCUGGGUGCAGCAGUCCAACAAGGAGCUGGAGAAGUGA